AUGCAUCCAACCCUUCAGAAGGACACCACGCUCACCAAGAUCUUUGUUGGUGGAUUGCCUUACCAUACCACAGAUGCCUCUCUUCGGAAAUAUUUUGAGUCUUUCGGGGACAUUGACGAAGCUGUUGUGAUAACGGACAGACAAACAGGGAAAUCUAGAGGAUAUGGCUUUGUGACCAUGAUGGAUAAGCAAGCAGCGGAGCAGGCAUGUAAGGACCCAAACCCCAUCAUAGAUGGACGAAAAGCCAACGUUAACUUGGCGUACCUGGGAGCCAAGCCACGCAGCCCUCAAACAGGCUACACUGUUGGAGUGCAGCAGGUUCAUCCUGUACUAAUUCAAAGACAGUAUGGGUAA
Messenger RNA from Chanos chanos (milkfish), 354 nucleotides. RefSeq names its product RNA binding motif protein 38 (gene rbm38). Gene Ontology annotation, biological process: regulation of RNA splicing. The record is from RefSeq and is a predicted model, not a curated record. The coding region runs from base 1 to 354 and encodes 117 amino acids. Gene Ontology annotation, molecular function: mRNA 3'-UTR binding. The transcript has 3 exons. Gene Ontology annotation, cellular component: cytosol; nucleus. Lineage: Eukaryota; Metazoa; Chordata; Actinopteri; Gonorynchiformes; Chanidae.